Fulvia fulva is the source of this 534-nucleotide messenger RNA. RefSeq lists its product as uncharacterized. The record is from RefSeq and is a predicted model, not a curated record. NCBI's taxonomy places the organism in Eukaryota, Fungi, Ascomycota, Dothideomycetes, Mycosphaerellales, Mycosphaerellaceae. The transcript has a single exon. The coding region runs from base 1 to 534 and encodes 177 amino acids.
AUGACUUGCUUCUUCAACGUGAUCGUGCGCCAUCUUGCCAGCUGGAUCGUCGUAAUCAGUAGCAUCAGUUGGGAGGUCAUGCUGACUGCGUUUCUAUCGGAAGCCGCAGAGUUCGGCACACGUCAGGCCGGCGGGAAUGAUGAUUUCAUGGAAGCUAUCAUGAAUAAGCAAGGAGAUUUGGACCCAGAAAAACCUUCCAGGAUGAUGACUCGAGGGUCGGACAAAACACUCCAGACCAAGAAGAGGCUGCGGCGGCGGCGGAUCCUGAAGCAUCACCUAGCCAUCGACGAUAUCUGGAAGACCCUUAGCUUCUCGUUUGAUGAAGAGGAAGAAGAUGAGCUCUUGGAGCGUAUUACUUGCUUCUUCGGGAGGGGAGGCGAUGAGCAGCAUGCUCUGAUCGGUCAGAGUUUAGGCAACCCUUUUUUGAAUCUUGAUCCGGAAGAUAGUGAGUCUGAUGACAACGAGACUGUCGAUCCUAAUGAGGUAGAGAGCGGCGAAUCGUCCGUGGCUUCGGACGACGACGAGGAAGACUAG